UCCCUCAGAACCCACUAUCAAUAAUCCUCUCUCACUCUUCUUGUUUGAGUCUGAUAACAUGUACAUGUGAUUGUAUGAGUUGCAAAGGAGCUGGUUACUAACUGUGCCUUUGGCCAAUAAUAAAUUCUCGACCAUCAUCUUAUUCAGUUCAUUUCAGCUUGCUCGAUCACCACCAUGCAAAGCCCAACAGAGAAAAAACAAGGCGUGUACACUUAUCUGAGUCAAUGGCCAAUUUAUUCACUAGCUUGGUCAGUCCGUGGUGACAAGAAUGCUCGUCUUGCUAUAGGGAGUUUCCUUGAAGAUUAUAGCAACAAGGUUGAGCUUGUUCAAUUCAGCCAUGACACAUUUGAUUUCUCCACAGACAAUCGCCUAGUCUUUGAUCAUCCAUAUUCACCCACAAACCUAAUGUUCUUUCCCUCCGAAGACACCACAAAUCCUGACAUUAUAGCCACUUCUGGGGACUAUCUACGAUUGUGGGAAAUCCAUGAGGAUAGAAUUGAGCUCAAGGCACUCCUCAAUGGCAACAAGACUAGUGAAUUCAAUUCUGCCAUUACUUCUUUUGAUUGGGCAGAAUGUGACACGAGGCACAUCGCCACGUCUAGUGUGGACACAACUUGUACCAUUUGGGAUGUAGAGACUGAAACUGUGGACUCACAAUUAGUAGCACAUGACAAAGAAGUGUAUGACAUUUCAUGGGGUGGGUUCAAUGUGUUUGCUUCAGUCUCUGGGGAUGGUUCUGUUAGGGUUUUUGAUCUAAGAGACAAAGAAAGAUCAACAAUAAUAUAUGAAAACCCUAUUAGAGAUAGCCCAUUGUUGAGGCUAGAAUGGAACAAGGCUGACCCAAGAUUUAUAGCCACAGUUGGAAUGGAUAGCAAUAGAGUUGUAAUAUUGGACAUUAGGUUUCCAACAUCACCUUUGAUGGAGUUGAAUAAGCAUAAGGGUAGUGUAAAUGCUGUAUCAUGGGCUCCGCGCAUCGGACGGCAGUUGUGCUCUGCUGGGGAUGAUUCAAGGGCUCUGAUUUGGGACGUGGUGGGACUGGGUUUUCGAUCAGAAAUUAACGGUGAUUUGGAGCCUGAAAUGUGGUAUGGAUCAACGGCUGAGAUCAAUCAAGCACGUUGGUCGCCCUUAGAGAUGGAUUGGAUUGCUAUUGCCUUCUUAAAUAAGCUACAGCUCUUGAAGGUUUAGAGAUCUAAAUAGAAUCAUAUGUCAUUGAUCUUAGUGAUAUCAAGGUCUACUUCUAAUCUUAGGCCUUUUUGUAGUAGUACUUUGGGUUAAGUAAAGUGUUUGAAUUU
Messenger RNA from Quercus lobata, 1292 nucleotides. Its product is annotated as WD repeat-containing protein LWD1-like. The record is from RefSeq and is a predicted model, not a curated record. The transcript has 2 exons. Gene Ontology annotation, molecular function: protein binding. Lineage: Eukaryota; Viridiplantae; Streptophyta; Magnoliopsida; Fagales; Fagaceae. Bases 175 to 1185 code for a protein of 336 amino acids.